Messenger RNA from Pomacea canaliculata, 3833 nucleotides. Its product is annotated as cleft lip and palate transmembrane protein 1-like protein. Gene Ontology annotation, cellular component: membrane; endomembrane system. The transcript has 18 exons. Lineage: Eukaryota; Metazoa; Mollusca; Gastropoda; Architaenioglossa; Ampullariidae. The coding region runs from base 153 to 1754 and encodes 533 amino acids. The record is from RefSeq and is a predicted model, not a curated record.
ACAACAACUGGAGCUCUUCAUUGAGAAAAACUGAAUAAAGAGCUUCCGAGUGCAAUCGUGUCGUCGUGUUGGAAACUACAGUUAGCGCAUCUGACAUUUGCUGUGGUAUUAAAAAUUAGUUUUAUGUAUCCAGUCUCCAACAGAAGAACACAAUGGGAGGCAUUCCAUGGACUUGGUUGAUUGUUGGUGCCUUUGUUGCCUACUUCAGCUAUACAAUGUGGACAUUAUAUAGUGUGUUCAGCCCACCAGAGUGUAAUAGUGGAGGCAAUGCUUGCAUUAAACCUUAUCUUAUCAAACACCCACAAAUGGAGCUUGAAAUAAUGGUUUCAAAAAAAAAAACGUAUGUGGAUCAGAUGGUGUCAAUUUGGAAAUACGAUAAUUUCUCCCUGUAUGAAACAGUUGAAAAAGAAGUCAAUGUGUCUAUUCCAAAGUCAACACGAAACAAUGGAACUCUGUAUCUGCAUGCAAUUUUGUAUCCUAAAGGGAAGAGUAAUUCACCAGGUUCUGAGCUUGCCCAUACCUCAACACUGAUAACAGCUUACAGUCUUCCUCAGGCUGUCUUCAUCAAUUUGUUAGGUGACAACCCAAGCAAUGAGACAACCAAGCCACCAUCGGACAAACCUCAUACUCACUGGAGAUCACGUGUCACUGUAAAUGUCAUGUCAGAUCUGAUAUCACUAGAUCGAAGGGCAAUUCCUGGAGAAAUUCAUCGCUAUCUUAGACUUACCCAAGAUGGAAAAUAUUAUUACCCAAUUAUUUUCCUGGAUGAGCUUGGCUUUCGACUUAAAGAUCUUAAGCCAGUGAAUGCAUCCAGUGAGAUUAUGCCACUGACCGUCACUUACAGCCCAAUUUCUGUUGGGAAACUUCGCAUGUGGACAAGCUUUCUUGAGUCCUUUAAAAUGCUGCAUAGCCUAGGCUUCACAGAGAAAGAUACAGAUGAAAUAAAAGGAAUCUUUGCAGACACCAGCUUCUAUUUCCUGCUGUUGACAUUUGCUGUUGCAGCUUUUCAUCUGCUGUUUGAUUUCUUGGCCUUUAAAAAUGACAUUCAAUUUUGGAACAAGAGAGAGACAACUGAAGGCUUAUCUUCAAGGGGAGUGGUGUGGCGUUGUGUCACAACUAUUAUCAUCUUCUUAUACCUGUUGGAUGAAGAUACCAGCUUGCUAGUGACAAUCCCUGCAGGAAUUAGUGCAGUGAUAGAAGUAUGGAAGGUUAAAAAAAUAUAUAAGCUCAGAGUUAUCAGGAACGGAUUUAGCAUCAGGUUUGAGUUUGGAAAAGCUUCAGAAAAAGAAAAACAAACAGAAGAAUUUGACAGUCAGGCAAUGAAGUACUUGUCCUUUGUUCUGUAUCCACUAUGCAUUGUAGGUGCUGGCUACUCCCUGGUCUAUGUUCCUCAUAAAAGCUGGUACUCGUGGUGUCUUCAAAGUGCUGUAAAUGGUGUAUAUGCUUUUGGAUUCAUGUUUAUGCUUCCACAGCUAUUUUUGAACUACAAGUUGAAAUCUGUGGCACAUUUACCAUGGAGGGCCUUUAUGUACAAGGCAUUUAACACUUUCAUUGAUGAUGUCUUUGCGUUUAUCAUUACCAUGCCAACUGCUCAUCGUCUAGCCUGUUUCCGAGAUGAUGUAGUAUUUCUGAUAUAUUUGUAUCAAAGAUGGCUGUAUCCUGUUGAUAAAACAAGGGUAAAUGAGUAUGGAAUGUCCUUUGAAGAUGACACAAAGGACAAAGGAAAACAAAAAGACAACAAGAAAACAAAAUAGCAUUGCAUUUUAGAGGGUCUGUAAUUUUUGUUAUCCCCUUAAGAAAUUAGUUUUUAUAACAUAUGAUGCAAACAUAUUAUGUAUUUUAGAAUUUUGUGUUCAGAACUGAGAUGAAACAUUGAUUACAGUUGUGACAUUUGAUUGAGAAACUCUUCAUGUAGAAAAAUGUCCACAUUUAGAAGAACCAUUCUUUUGACACAGUUUUGAGUAUAAAGAAAUUUAUUUAGUGAAAUCGCUACCCGUAUUAUUAAAACGAUAAUGAGAAGAUGCAUGUCCAGGGAUCCAUUAUGAGCUAUGUCAAAACUGAGUUUCCAAAAUUUUGCCAGUUUGAAUGUCUGUCAUCUUUUGUGUUUGGCGAGAAGGAAGAAACUUUCUUCUCCAGCUGUGUAAGAAUUAUAAAUUUGACUAUAGGUUUCUAGCUGUACAGUAGUUGUGUUCAGGAGGUCUAUCUGGUUACAGAAGUGCACGUCAGGUUCAUAGUGAAUGGUUCAGAUUUGUUUCUUUUCCAUUUUUCUUAAAGGCAUUGAUGGAAAUGCCAGAGAUCACACAAGUGUUUCCAAGCAUCUCUAAUCAAAGUUUAAUCCAAUUUUGGUUUACUUUUGGUUUACAAAAUUGAACAUAAGUAUCUCAUUGAAGUGGAAGCCUUUGAACCUGAGUUUACUUCACCCAUGAUGCAUUUAGUAUUUCUGAGUGUUUAUAAAGAUGGUCAUCUUGAGUGUGUACUAUCUUUAAGAAAUGAGUGAAAGUGUCCCCCGGAAGAACAUGGUACAAUGACUUUUAAAAAAAGGUUAAUGUUGGACUCUAUGAGCUAGACUAAUACUGUUUUAUACAGUAAAUCAGAUCUUUGCUCAUGUGAGCUAUGUCAGUAUUUCACCUGGUUCUAUUUAUAUGCAGUAAUUUGUCAAAAUUUACAUAAGAUGGCAAGAGAAGCUGUUAAAAUUGGUCAUCUAUAACAGCUGCAGGCCAUUUCUUGUGUACUAUACAUAACUGUGUAUCUCUGUGCAUGUAUUUUUCUGUGUAUAUAUUUAUAUUUGUAUGUUAGCUGUUGAAAGGUUUGCAAGAUGAUUGCCAAAGAUCAGUUUCAAGCUAAAUAUAGGAGAUACGUGAUGACUGAUGUCAGCUGUCAUGAUUUGUCAGUCCUCUCUAAAUACAAGUGUUUUUGCUUUACUUUAGAUAAAUUUGUUUAGUUACAUCACUUUGGCCCCUAGAAUUACAGGUAGCUCUGUCAUGGGUACAAAAAAGGUUCAUGUUCACAAAGAAUUUUUGUUAAUUGCAUUUUUUUAUCAUUGUUUAGAGUAACUGCAAUAAAAUGAACUUUUUUUUUUUGAUGGUUCUUGGCUUGCUUGGGUCACUUGAGAGUAUCUUGAUGCAUACUCAACCACCAUUUUUUCUCCCUUUCUUGUUUUACGCUUGUAAAAGUCUUUAUGUUACUUAUAUUCAAUUUAUAAAUGAUGAUAGUGAAUUUUGCUAACAUUAAACAUGCAGUAGUUAAGAAAAAAAGCCUAGGAAUGGGUGACUGAAAAUGCUGCUGACAACUAUCACUGUAAAUCCUAUGUGAAUAAUGAAAAUUUUGUUCAAUAUCAUCUUUAAUGUUUGUUUUAUAUUUAGAAAAAAAAAACCUAAACAAAAUCAGAAAUCCAGAAAUAUUGAACCAUGUUAUCUGUUACCCUGGCUUGAUACUAAAUGUCAAUAGAAUUAUGAAUUGUCACGAGUGUUUACUGUCAACGUUAUAGUGUGUUCAUGUUUAAUCUUUUUUUUUUCUAUUGUUCUUAAAAUAUUCUUACCUAUUUUUUAGGAAACAUGUGUAUGAUUUUUGUGUUAGAAAAUAUACAUAUUUACAUGUACAUGUGUAUUAAUGCAAUCACAUAAUGGAUAUGUUGCCUGUUAAACCACUUAUUAUGAUAGCAAGUUCCAUGAGUCCAUUGUCUUUUUGUUUAACUCCUUGAUGGUCUCAUGCGCUUAGUAGUCUAGUCUCUACCAGUCUUGACUGACAUUUAGAGGGGAUGUGUUUGCCACUCUAAGAGAAACUGUCAUCAAAGUCUCUCUAAUCAAUUCUCUAAUAAAUGCAAAGCAUUUGUG